AUGAGGUUUUGUGCGAUCGCUGUGUGCAAAAACAACUCUAAAAAACGGCCGGAUCUCAACUUUUUCGGGUUUCCAGGCGAAGAGAGACUUAAAAAGAGAUGGAUUACCUUCUGUCGUCGGGCUGAUAAGGAGUUUACGUCAAUCAAGAAUUUACACAUAUGCUCUGAACACUUUGAGACGAAACAAAUCGUAAUGAAACUUUCUGGGAUCAAAAAAUUAGUACAAGGGACGGUUCCAACAAUUUUUAAUCCAUAUUCAGACCCUAGAUGUCCGAAUCAACGCGAGGAAAGGUCCAGCGAGCGGAGAAAACGAAAUUCAAUUGAAGGCAACAAAGAAGUAGUUCCCGCCAAAAUUUUCCAUGUCUCCACUGAUAUUGCUUUAAAAGAUCAUGACUACGUGGUAAAGGAAGACAAAGUUCAUGGAAUAAAAGAAUUCAAGGAAAAGCAAUGUGAGUCUCUUACUUGUCUAACGGAGAUAGAUCACCAACAAAUGGACGAUUUGAUGAAAAAUGUGUCGAUGCUAAAAGCGGAAAACAAAAGAAUUCGAAACGAACUCAAUGAUAAGCCAGCAUUAGGACGAAAACUUUCCAUGGACGAUAUACUGAAAAAUGACGAAUCCGUGAAAUUCUACACGGGAUUUCCAACAUUGGCCUGCCUUAUGGCGAUAUUUAAUCUACUGAAACCUGCAGCCGAGAAACUGAAAUACUGGGACAGCAAUAAGGGGAAAAAGUACAUUUCCAAUACAGACCUGUAA
Messenger RNA from Stylophora pistillata, 753 nucleotides. RefSeq names its product THAP domain-containing protein 2-like. NCBI's taxonomy places the organism in Eukaryota, Metazoa, Cnidaria, Anthozoa, Scleractinia, Pocilloporidae. The record is from RefSeq and is a predicted model, not a curated record.